UUACAAUCAUCAAAACGCGAUGUCGUGGCAUCUAUUCAUACUUGUGACAUUAUUGCAGCGCGUGUACAUUUUUUCCGUCGUUCUUUCAGGAUUCCAUAUCUUCGACGUUAAAAAUCUAAUACGAGGACAUGUCUGGCAAAAUGGUCGUGGAUGAACCAAAGGUUCCACCCAAGAAAUUCACAGUCGAGAACAAUGUCUACAAGGGAGAGGUGGUGCCUCUUUCGAGCGAUUACAAGGGCCUCGGAGAACUGAUAUGGAAGAGCAUCAACAAAUACAAAAAUAAAAUCGCGCAAGUGGACGCGCAAACAGACAAAGUAGUCACAUACGCGGAACUGCAAAAUAAAGUUGUGAGAUGCGCAUUAUGGCUUCAGGAGCAUGGAAUUAAAUCCGGCGACGUUAUCAGUAUAUGCUCAAAAAAUACUAUCGAUUCCAUUGUACCCUGCUUGGCGGCCACUUACAUUAAUGCGAUCUUCAAUCCGUGGAACGAGGAUAUGAACUUGCACACGGCGUAUCACGUACUGGAGCAGACGAUGCCGAAAGUGAUUUUCUGCACGAAAAAACCUGUGGACAUAAUCUUGACUGCGAUGAAGGACAAGAACUGCAGCCCUAUCGUGGUGGUGUACGGCGAUCAUCCCAGCACGAUUCCGUUCUCCGACGUGUUGAGCGGUUACAGCGAUGCACAUUUGGCGAAUUUUCGGUAUCUCGAGCUCAAUGAUAUCAAGACUACAGCCUGCAUCAUGCAUACGUCAGGUACCACAGGGAUGCCGAAGAGUGCCGAGCUCUCCAACUACAGCUUGCUAAUAUCAGUCCAAGACGACAACAAGUCCGACGAAAUAUCACUGUGGUUCUCCUCUCUCUAUUGGAUCACUGGGGUGGUGAUGAACAUAAAAUCGAUCACUAAGGGCGUCAAAGUGAUCAUCUACCCACAUUUCGACGAGGAGAUGACCUGUCAGCUAAUAGAGAAAUACAAGGUAGAAUGGUUGUUCUUGGGUACUAGCAUGAUCAACCGUUUCUUAAAGGCCGGAUUUUCCACAAAAUAUCCACUAUCAUCUCUAAAAGUUAUACUUUGCGGCGGAGCGAUUCUCAAAGCGAAAACACAGGAGGAAUUAAAACGUGUUUUAUCGCAUGUUCCAAUACUGCAAAUUUAUGGAAUGACGGAAGCUGGUGGGCUAACUACGAUGCAGUUCCCAUGGCACAAGAUGGGAUCUUGUGGCACAGUAAUACCAAACUACGAAAUAAAAAUUGUGGAUCUGGACAACGGGGAGACUUUGGGCCCGAAUCAGACAGGAGAGAUAUUUAUAAAAUCUGCAAUCACAAUGACCGGUUACUACAGGAAUCCCGAAACAACGAAAGAAAUGUUUGAUGCGGAAGGGUGGUUGCAUUCGGGUGAUAUCGGUUACAUCGACGCGGACGGCGAGCUGUACGUUACGGACAGGCUGAAGUACAUCAUGAAAUAUAGAGAAUAUCAAAUCUCGCCUGCAGAGAUCGAAGUCUUGUUGCACACACAUCCGGGAGUGCUGGAGGUCGCGGUAAUGGGAGUGCCUCAUCCAAUCGACGAUGAACAUCCGGUUGCAUUCGUCUCCAUUAAACCCGGGUUUACGGUGGACGCGCAAACAGACAAAGUAGUCACAUACGCGGAACUGCAAAAUAAAGUUGUGAGAUGCGCAUUAUGGCUUCAGGAGCAUGGAAUUAAAUCCGGCGACGUUAUCAGUAUAUGCUCAAAAAAUACUAUCGAUUCCAUUGUACCCUGCUUGGCGGCCACUUACAUUAAUGCGAUCUUCAAUCCGUGGAACGAGGAUAUGAACUUGCACACGGCGCAUCACGUACUGGAGCAGACGAUGCCGAAAGUGAUUUUCUGCACGAAAAAACCUGUGGACAUAAUCUUGACUGCGAUGAAGGACAAGAAUUGCAGUCCUAUCGUGGUGGUGUACGGCGAUCAUCCCAGCACGAUUCCGUUCUCCGACGUGUUGAGCGGUUACAGCGAUGCACAUUUGGCGAAUUUUCGGUAUCUCGAGCUCAAUGAUAUCAAGACUACAGCCUGCAUCAUGCAUACGUCAGGUACCACAGGGAUGCCGAAGAGUGCCGAGUUCUCCAACUACAGCUUACUCCUAGCGGUACAAGACGACAACAAGGCCACGGAAAUAGUACUGUGGUUCUCCUCUCUCUACUGGAUCAGUGGAAUGGUGAUGAACAUAAAUUCGAUCACUAAGGGCGUCAAAGUGAUCAUCUAUCCGGAUUUCGACGAGGAAAUGACCUGUCAGCUAAUAGAGAAGUACAAGGUAGAAUGGUUGUUCUUGGAUACUAGCAUGAUCAGCCGUUUCUUAAAGGCCGGAUUUGCGACAAAAUAUCCGCUAUCGUCUCUAAAAGUUUUACUUUCCGGCGGAGCGAUUCUCACAGCGAAAACACAGGAGGAAUUGAAACGUGUUUUACCGCAUGUUCCAAUACUACAAAUUUAUGGAAUGACAGAAGCUUGUGGGCUAACUACGAUGCAGUUCCCAUGGCACAAGAUGGGAUCUUGUGGGACAGUAAUACCAAACUAUGAAAUAAAAAUCGUGGAUCUGGACAACGGGGAGACUUUGGGCCCGAAUCAGACAGGAGAGAUAUUUAUAAGAUCUGCAAUCACAAUGACCGGUUACUACAGGAAUCCCGAAGCAACGAAAGAGAUGUUUGACGAGGAGGACGCGCAAACAGACAAAGUAGUCACAUACGCGGAACUGCAAAAUAAAGUUGUGAGAUGCGCAUUAUGGCUUCAGGAGCAUGGAAUCAAAUCUGGCGACGUUAUCAGCAUAUGCUCGAAUAAUCAUCUCGAUUCCAUCGUACCCUACUUGGCGGCCACUUACAUUAAUGCGAUCUUCAAUGGGUGGUACGAGAAGAUGGACUUGAAUACGGCGCGUCACGUGCUGGAGCAGACGAUGCCGAAAGUGAUUUUCUGCACGAAAGAACCUGUGGAUUUGAUCUUGACGGCGAUUAAGGACAAGAACUGUAGUCCUAUCGUGGUGGUGUACGGCGACUACCCUGGCACGAUUCCGUUCUCCAAAGUGUUGAGCGGCUAUAGCGACUCACAGAUGGCGAAUUUUCGGUAUCUCGAGCUCGAUGACAUCAAGAAAACAGCCUGCAUCAUGCAUACGUCGGGGCAUACCACGGGAAUGCCGAAGAGUGUCGAGUUAUCCAACUACUGUUGGCUAAUGUCAGUCCAAGACGACAACGCCGACGAAGUUGUACUGUGGUGCGCGUCCCUCUACUGGAUCACUGGGGUGGUGAUGAACAUAAAAGCGAUCACUACAGGCGUGAAAGUGAUCAUCUACCCAUAUUACGACGCGGAGAUGAUCUGCCAGCUGAUCGAGAAGUACAAGGUAAAUUGGUUGUCCUUCGGUACCGGCGCAACCAACUAUUUCUUACAGUCAGGAGUUACGACGAAAUAUCCGUUAUCCUCUCUACAAGGUAUAGUUUGCGGUGGCGCGAUUCUCAAAGCGAAAACACAGGAAGAAUGGAAACGUGUUUUACCGCAUAUUCAUAUAUUACAAGCUUAUGGAUUGAUAGAAGUUGCCGGGAUGAUUACGUUGCAAUUGCCUUGGCACAAGAUCGGAUCUUGUGGGACAGUAACACAAAAUGGCGAACUAAAAAUCAUAGAUCCGGACAAUGGAAAGACUUUGGGCCCGAAUCAGACGGGAGAGAUAUGCAUAAAAUCGGCAACCAUAAUGAACGGUUACUACAGGAAUCCCAAAGCAACGAAACAAGUGUUUGAUGCGGAAGGGUGGUUGCAUUCGGGUGACGUCGGUUACAUCGAUGCGGACGGCGAGUUGUAUAUCGUGGACAAGCUAAAAGAUCUCAUCAAGUAUAGAGGAGUCCAAGUCUCAUCUGCGGAAAUCGAAAUCUUGUUGCACACGCAUCCGGGAGUGCUGGAGGUCGCGGUAAUGGGAGUGCCUCAUCCAACUGACGAUGAACAUCCGGUUGCAUACGUCACCAUUAAACCUGGGUUUACGGUAACGGAGAAAGAGUUAGUCGACUUGGUGGCGAAGAACAUGACAGACGCUUUCAGGCUGCGUGCUGGAGUAGUGUUCUUGGACACUUUCCCACACCUCGGUUGUGGGAGACUCGCGAAGAACGAGUUGAAAGCAAUGGCUAAGAAACUGGCCGUGAAAGAGGCUGAUGAUUAAAAGAUCGCCAGCUUCUAUCAACUUCUAUCAUGUAUUUUUUUAUGGGGCUAUGCAGGGCACAAUUUUAUGGAUGCAGAGGGCACAAUGUUAUGGGUACAUAGUAUUACACAAGCAACCACCUCGCCUAUAUCACAUGGAAUUAUAGGUGGAGUAAGUAGACAAGAUUGUUUUAUAUUAUACAUAAUAUUCUUUAGAAAAUGUCACAUGUUAUUUUUAGUAAAUCAAAUAUAAUUCCAAUAUGUUAGGACAAAUAA
Molecule: messenger RNA, 4411 nt
Organism: Ooceraea biroi (clonal raider ant)
Lineage: Eukaryota; Metazoa; Arthropoda; Insecta; Hymenoptera; Formicidae
Molecular function (GO): CoA-ligase activity
Source: RefSeq, a predicted model, not a curated record